Messenger RNA from Homo sapiens (human), 1664 nucleotides. It is a transcript of the gene TIMM13, whose product is annotated as translocase of inner mitochondrial membrane 13. The record is from RefSeq and is marked reviewed. Gene Ontology annotation, biological process: protein insertion into mitochondrial inner membrane. Gene Ontology annotation, cellular component: mitochondrial intermembrane space chaperone complex; mitochondrial inner membrane. The transcript has 3 exons. NCBI's taxonomy places the organism in Eukaryota, Metazoa, Chordata, Mammalia, Primates, Hominidae. Bases 54 to 341 code for a protein of 95 amino acids.
AGUUAGUUACGAGUCGGCGCACGCGGCCUCGGUCCGGUUGACUUUGCGGAGCCAUGGAGGGCGGCUUCGGCUCCGAUUUCGGGGGCUCCGGCAGCGGGAAGCUGGACCCAGGGCUCAUAAUGGAGCAGGUGAAAGUGCAGAUCGCCGUGGCCAACGCGCAGGAGCUGCUGCAGAGGAUGACGGACAAGUGUUUCCGGAAGUGUAUAGGGAAACCUGGGGGCUCCCUGGACAACUCCGAGCAGAAGUGCAUCGCCAUGUGCAUGGACCGCUACAUGGACGCCUGGAACACCGUGUCUCGCGCCUACAACUCGCGGCUGCAGCGGGAACGAGCCAACAUGUGACCGGCGAGCGCGGGCCACCCCACCCUGUUCAUUUCCAUAAACGUGCUUUGAGAGGCGGGGUCCGCAUGUACGUACUGCCUGCCCGGGGCUUAGGAGGGUGGCACCGGUGCUGGGACACACGGGACUGUGUCCUCGCCACCCCCCGCCCUGCCCCCUGCCAGCCAGUGCAGCUUGGAUCUCGGGGGUGUGGGGCCCUGUGCCUUCCUGAAGUGCUGGCAGCCCAGUGGCACCUCCUUCAGGCCUUUGGGGUAUUCCCCUAGUGUGCCCAAGUCAGCCUCAUAUUCUGGGCGGACAGCUUGUCUGGACUUCGGAGUUGGGGGUGGUCAGACACCACAGGAGCUGUCACCUCCUGCGGAUGGGCAAAUAAAUUGGUGGAGGACGGAGAGAAACCUCUUUAUUUCCCUCCUGAGGGGUCUCUGGGAAGAGGUGACGCGUGUCCCUGGAACCCCAGCUCGGAGGGUCUCAGCCUCCCCUGGGUUGGGAGAAGUCCAUCUUUCCCCUUAGUGCCACCGGGCUGCUGAGUCACGAGGAAUGUGUUGCUGCUGCCACCCCUGCCCCAAAGGCUAAGGGGGACAGCCUUCCCCUUGUCAGGGCUUGCUUUGACCCUGCUUCGUUCCACCCCGGGUCCUGGUGGAGCACCAGGCAGGUGGUCCUCGCUGUGACACUGAGGUGCUGAGCCAGUGAGCUAGGGUGGAGGGGCUGUGUUUAUUGGAACAAAGGGUGGUACCAAAAUGCAUCCCCAUGACCCACAGCCCCCCCACACCCGUCCUUGGGUAGGGUACGGUGGGGUGGGGUGUUGGGUGGCCUGCUGCUCCUGUUGCUUUCACGUAGAGUCUCGGCCUGGGCAGUCACGUGGUGGUCACUCCUGGAUGUGCUGUCCUAUCCAGCCUCUCACAGCUGCCACCCGGGUAUAGACACCUGGGAAGUGGGGCCGGCCACAGCCAUAGCCCCAGCUAGUGACCCCAGUUAGCACCCACCGUCCAGAGGGCUCCCUGCAGGCCAGGGGUCCCCCAGCGUCACCCUGUUGGGGAGAGAAGAAAGGGGGUUCAGAGGCCGGUACCUCCCCUACAGCAGCCCUUGGGUCAUUGGCCCCUCUAGGAGUGACCCUAGUGACUUCCCCUGGGAGCCGCAUUUUCACUAUCUGGAAAAUGGGCUCAAUGCAAAGGUGGCAGACAUUUAUGGACACCCGCCACGUGGUCCCGGAGUGGAACGGUGCCUCCCACUGCAGCCUCUGCCUGCUCUGCCGCCGAGGCCCGGGGAUGGGAUGCGGUGGGUUGCCCAAUAAACGGCUGUGGAGUGGAAAUUCCUCCAGAGCCAAAAAGG